Messenger RNA from Arctia plantaginis, 1056 nucleotides. The record is from the annotation of a GenBank genome assembly. Lineage: Eukaryota; Metazoa; Arthropoda; Insecta; Lepidoptera; Erebidae.
AUGUUGGGGGCCGGAGACAGUAGCUAUAUUGUCAAGCUACGCGGAUUGCCUUUCUCCACAUCGGUGGAAGACGUGCUAGAUUUUCUUUCUGGCGUAAAUGUGGUCAACGGCAAAGAAGGUGUACAUUUAACUGAAGUGCGUCCUGGCCGGCCAUCGGGAGAGUGUUUUGUAGAAGUUGAAAGUAAUCAAGAUGUUGAGGAGGCACUCAAAAAAGAUAAGGACAUCAUGGGGAAAAGAUACAUUGAAGUAUUUUCCACUGACCGCCAAGACAUGGAGUGGGCUUUGAACGCAAUGCGUCAAAGCGAGAAUGGUUUCGACGGUAUACCUAACGUGUCUGACGACAUGGGUAUAGUUAAACUUCGGGGUCUGCCAUUCGGCUGCUCUAAGGAGGAAAUUGUUCAGUUUUUUGACGGACUGACCGUCGCCGCGGACGGGGUCCACUUGCUCUCGGACUACACGGGGCGGGCCUCGGGAGAGGCGUUCGUACACUUCGUUGACAAGGAGAGCGCACAGGAAGCGCUCAACAGGGACAGGGAGAAAAUAGGACACAGAUAUAUUGAAGUCUUCCUGAGCUCAGCGGACGAAGUUCGCGCUUACUCCGCUCGCAUGGAGGGCGGGUUCCGCUCCACGCGAGGUUAUAGACCCACCCCCUACGAUAGGAAUGACAGAUUCGGAGGUGGGGGCCGCUUCGGUGGCAGAGGUCGAGGGUCUUUCGGUAAGGGUGGCAGCUAUGGCGGCGGGCGCGGCGGGUUCCGGCGCGGGGGAGGGGGGGGCUGCCACUGCGUGCACAUGCGCGGGCUUCCCUUCAAGGCCUCGCCGCAGGACAUCGCCUAUUUCUUCAAGCCGAUCCGGCCUGUGAACAUCAACAUAUUGUACGACAACAGUGGCAGACCUUCGGGAGAAGCCGAUGUAGAGUUUGAGUGCCAUGAAGAUGCCAUGAGGGCGAUGCGACGCGAUAAGAACAACAUGGACCAUCGCUACAUCGAGCUGUUCCUCAACUCGGCGCCGGGCGGCGGCGGCGGGUUCAAGCCCAACAGGAGCUUCCGCAACUACUGA